AAGCACUCUUGAUUUUUAUUUUUCUUCGUAGUCUCUAAUUAUUUAACAAACUCAAUUUAAAUUUACUAAAAACACAAUGAUAACUUGAUUUCGAUUCAGUAAAGUCAAGCCCAGCCCAGCAGUGUAGUCAGUCUACUUAUACUUUCAGAAUUAGCAAACAGUGUUAAUUGCAAAUAAUGAUUGUUUUAUUAUACGCGAUUUGAUAAUUUUUAUAAAGCAAGUAAAUUAAUUAAUCAAAAUGCCUGAACCUGUCGCGCAAGGACAAGAACAAAGUACCGAAAGGUCUACACGUACAAUGACUAUCAGUGAAUUACCUGGAAGACCGACUGGCAUUAUAUUGGAGUUUGCUUUAUUUUUGACGAUGAUGGGCCUUACACUUUCAUCAACUGCAAUAAGUAACAUAGUUCUGUACCGUACAUGUGUACACUCCUUACAUCAUAGUGUAGAGGAAUGUCGGCCAUUCUUGUCUCCUGAGAGGACAAAUGACACUAAGCAUUUGGAAGUUGAAGUGCAGAAAUAUGUAACAUACAUAACUACUGUGAAGACCAUAAUAGAAUCUCUGGGACCAGCAUUUUUGUCCCUGUUCCUGGGAGUGUGGUCUGAUACUCAUGGACGUAAACCUUUGAUAGUCUGGCCAUUAUUUGGUCUGACCUGGACGAGCAUGUCCAUCGUAGUGUUCGCUCUGUUGGAUAACCUGGGUCCCUGGUGGUACACCCUGACCGUCAUCCCGAUAUCUGUAACCGGAGGCUUCUCGGGGCUUUUCACUGGCGCCUUUUGUUACAUCAGUGAUGUGAGCACGUCCAGAAAUAGUUCGCUUAGAAUGACGUUAAUGGAAAUUGCCGUGUCUGCUGGCAGCGUGGUCGGGUCACUGGCCUGUUCCAAUUUGUUAAAGGCAGUAGGCAAUGUUUACAUGUUGCUGAUUGCCGCAUCCAUCUUCGUGAUAGCUUACUCAGUCACGAAUGUAUGGCUCCAAGAGUCGUUGGUAGGAGCUGUGCCGGGAUCCUUGUCAUCGGUGCUCGACAUUUUAUUAAUAAAGGAAAUGAUAACAGAAUGUUUCAAACGUCGUCCAAAUUAUUUAAGAGCUCAGAUAAUCAUAUUGACUGUUGCCAAUAGUUUGAAUGUAUUUUUAAUGUACGGUUUAAUGGGCUUAGAAUACAUGUACACCAGGCAGAAACUGCACUGGGCUUUGAAAGAUUUCAAUCAGUUUUCGGCCGCAGCCGUGCUGAUAUCCUUUGUCGGGUCUUUUGUUGGAGUGGCCGUUAUCCAGAAGUGGUGCAAAGUUGGUGACUUGGCAUUUUCGAUAAUAUCUUUCGCAUCGUCCGCUGGAGAGUACGCCGUAAAGACGCUUGCUGUUGCCUCAUGGCAUAUGUAUCUGGCAUCGGGGGUGUCGUUUUUCGGCAGUCUGUCUUCUCCGCUCAUCAGGUCCUUCCUGACGAAGAUCCUGCCGGUGGAAGACAUCGCUAAAGUAUUCGCGUUAAUGUGUGCCAUCGAAGGAAUCUUCCCAUUGAUAUCGCCUGCGCUGUACAAUUCACUGUACAACGUGACAAUAACGCCGUUCCCGGGGGCUAUUAUGUUGCUAUCAAGCUGUAUAAAUGCGGGUUGUGUAAUUUUGCUACUAGUCGUCGUGUACUUGAGAUGGAGAUCACCACCUGUUACAUACCAACCGGUGGAAUCAUUCAGAGAUGAUAAUGAAGAGUAACCAUCCCAAGAUUUUUAGCUUGGCAUUUUAAAAUAUUAAUAUAUUUAUAUUGAAUAUAAAAAUAAGAAAUAAGGGUACAAUAUAUAAGUAUGUAAUCAAGUAGGAUGAUUUACUUGUGAUCGUUAACUGAAGUUGCCUUAUAGUGAUAAGUAUGUAUAUCAAAUGAUAUAUAUGAUAUUUUUUAACAUAUACCUAGGUAUUAAAAUAACGAGGUAAGGAACCCUAAAAAUAGAUUUUCCUGAAGUAUUUUCCUUUAUAAAAUACAUACUCGCCUUUGCUUGCUCUGUGUCCAAUAUUAUACUUACUUAUCGACCAAAGCUUACGCCAAUCGUUCAUGCUCUAUAGUGGAUCUCGCCUGAAUGCUGUGAAGAAAUAUCAAAAUACUUACCUAUAACUGUGAUAGUUAUUAGUACUUAUAUUAUUAUGUACAAUUGUUUAGCGUAAGAUUAAGUGUAGAUAUAACUUUGCAUCAUAAUACACAACCAGUGCUAUAAAUUACAAAAAAUAUUUUAAAACGGUUUACUGUCCGUUUCUUUUUUAUAUGUCUACAUUAACUUUUUGGUCUAUAUUACGAUAUUGAAAUUUCUAAUUAAUUAAUAAAAUUAAAUUAAUAAAUUUUAAUAAAGUCGGUAUUUUUACA
Molecule: messenger RNA, 2339 nt
Organism: Plodia interpunctella (Indianmeal moth)
Lineage: Eukaryota; Metazoa; Arthropoda; Insecta; Lepidoptera; Pyralidae
Product: probable peptidoglycan muropeptide transporter SLC46
Exons: 7
Coding region: 239-1699 (486 amino acids)
Biological process (GO): transmembrane transport
Cellular component (GO): membrane
Molecular function (GO): transmembrane transporter activity
Source: RefSeq, a predicted model, not a curated record